Homarus americanus (American lobster) is the source of this 2226-nucleotide messenger RNA. Its product is annotated as extensin-like. NCBI's taxonomy places the organism in Eukaryota, Metazoa, Arthropoda, Malacostraca, Decapoda, Nephropidae. The record is from RefSeq and is a predicted model, not a curated record. The coding region runs from base 1 to 2226 and encodes 741 amino acids. The transcript has 3 exons.
AUGUUUGUCACACUUACAAAAUACUGCACGAAUUUCAACACUGAGGUGAUCACAGUACAGAUGCAGUUCUGUGUUGAAUGCCACAAUCUCGGUCCCGCAGUUGUCGUCGUAAAAUCCCCCAUACUCCCCCUCCCAGAACCUCCUCCCCAGAACCCCCAGAACCCCUAUACUCUCCCCAGAACCUCCAUACUCCUCCCAGAACCCCCAUACUCCUCCCCAGAACCUCCAUACUCCUCCCCAGAACCCCCCCAGCACUCCUCCCCAGAACCCCCAUACUCCUCCCCCCAGAACCCCCUAUAUUCUCCCCAGAUCCCCCUAUCCUCCCCAGAACCCUAUACUCCUCCCCAGAACCCCUAUGCUCCUCCCCAGAUCCCUCCAUACUCCUCCCCAGAACCCCUAGACCUCCCCCCAGAUCCCCCAUACCCUCCCCCAGAACCCCUCCUCCUGGGUCCCCAUACUCUGCUACUCCUCUCCUCCCAGAUCUCAGAUCCCCAUACUCCUCCCCAGAACCCCUAUACUCCUCCCAGAACCCCAUACUCCUCCCCAGAUCCCCCAUACCCUCCCCAGAACCCCCCAGAACCCCCAUGCCCCCUCCUCCCCAGGAACCCCUAUACUCCUCCUCAGAACCUCCAUGCUCCUCCCCAGAACCCCAUACUCCUCCCCAGAUCCCCCCAUGUUCCUCCCCAGAACCCCCAUGCUCCUCCCCAGAACCCCCAUACUCUCCUCAGAACCCCUAUACUCCUCCCCCAGAACCUCCAUGCUCCUCCCCAGAACCUCCAUACUCCUCCCCAGAACCCCCAUGCUCCUCCCCAGAACCCCCAUGCUCCUCCCUCCCAGGGACCUCCAGAUCUCCUCCCCAGACCCUCCUCCCAUAACCCCAUACCUCCUCCAGAACCCUCAUAUACCCCCAGAACCCCAGAACCUCCAUGCUCCUCCCAGAACCCCCAUGCUCCUCCCCAGAACCUCCUGCUCCUCCCCAGACCCCCAGAACCCUCCUCCCCAGAACCUCCAUGCUCCUCCCCACCUCCCCAGAAUAUCUCCCAGAACCUCCCCCCAUGCUCCUCCCCAGAACUCCCAUACUCCCCAUGCUCCUCCCCAGAACCCCCAUACCCUCCCUCCCCAAACCUAUGCAUAGAACCCCCAUGCUCCUCCCCCAGAACCCCCAUACUCCUCUCCCCAGAACCUCUCAGAACCCCCACCCUGCUCACUCCCAGAACCCCAUACUGCUCCUCCCCAGGAACCCCCAUGCUCCUCCCCCAGAACCCCCAUACCCUCCCCCAGCCCCCCCUCCCCAGAAUGCUCCUCCCCAGAACCCCCACACCUCCCCAGAACCCCUGCUCCAUACCCCCCCAGAACCCCAUACUUCUCCCCCAGAACCCCAUACUCCUCCCCCAGAACCCCUAUACUUCUACCCAGAACCCCAUACUCCUCCCCAGAACCCCUGCCCCAUCCUCCCCAGAACCUCCAUACUCCUCCCCCAGAACCCCCCAUACUCCUCCCAGAACCUCCAUACCUCCCAGAACCCCCAUAUGCUCCUGCAUACUCCUCCCCCAGACCCCUGCUCCUCCCCAGAACCCCUAUACUCCUCCCCCAGAACCCCAUACUCCCCCUCAGAACCCCAUACUCCUCCCCCCAGAACCCCAUGCUCUCCUCCCCAGAACCCCAUGCUCCUCCCCAGAACCCCCAUGCUCCUCCCCAGAACCCCAUAUUCCUGCUCCUCCCCAGAACCCUCAUACCUCCCCACCCCAUACUCCCUCCCCCAGAACCCCAUGCUCCUCCCCCCAGAACCCCUCUAUACUUCCUCCCCUGAACCCCAUAUACUCCUGGGCCCAGAACCCCAUACUCCUCCCCAGAACCCCUAUACUCCUCCCCAUGCUCCCUACCCAGAACCCCAUGCUCCUCCCCAGAACCCCACCAUACUCCUCCCCAGAACCCCCAGAACCUCCAUGCUCCCCCAGAACCCUCACCUCCCCAGAACCCCAUCUCCUCCCCAGAACCCCCCAUACUCCUCCCCAGUCCCACACCUCCCCAGAACCCCCAUACCCUCCCCAGAACCCCCAUACCUCCCCAGAACCCCAUACUCCUCCCCAGAACCCCCAUACCUCCCCAGAACCCCCCCAUACCCUCCCCAGAACCCCAUACUCCUCCCCAGAACCCCCAUACUCCUCCCCAGAACCCCCAUCCCCCUCCUCCCCAGAACCCCAUACUCCUCCCCAGAACCCCUAA